AUGCCCGUACCAAAGUCGAUCAUUAUCGUUGGAUCCGGGGUCUUUGGGUUAUCCAUUGCCCACGCGAUGUCCCAGAAUGCCGAGUUCGCGAAUACCAAGAUCACCCUGAUCGACAGUUGGAAUUUCGAGCCGCACGGGCUCUCAUCCUCAAUCCCUAAUCCCAGCGCGGCGAAUUCCGACACUUCUCGCAUUAUUCGCAGUGACUACUCACACAAGAUCUACGCCACGCUCGCCCGCGAGGCACAGCAGAGAUGGAAGGCAGAAUGGGGCGCAGAUGGACGCUACCGCAACCAGAGCAUCGUGAUGAUUGGGGAGGGUCACUCCAUGAAGCAGCCGAUGAAAGCGUGCGAGAGUCUCAACUAUGUCAAGCACGCCUAUGCCCAAAGUUAUGAGCGAGCGGGGCAUAACAGCAACAUUGUCCACACCCUUGAUUCGGAGUCAGCCGUGUGGAAGGCACUCGGACUCAGUACUCCGGAUGAGGCUAGUCAAAUUGAGGACGGUUCGGAGUUGAGGGGAUACCGAAACCACGAUUGCGGAUGGGCGGAAAGCGGGGCCACGAUGGCUUGGCUGCGUCAGAAAACCAUUCAUUCGGAUCGCAUCGAAAUCCAUAUUGGUCAAGUCGUCGGCUUGCGGUUCUGUUCGGAUUCGGAGUCCGACUCUCACGUCAACUCCGAAUUCCGAGUCUGCGGUGUCACCCUCGACGAUGGAAGCCAAUUGACCGCCGACUUGACAAUUUUGGCUGCGGGCGCUCUGACACCCCGGCUGCUGGGAUUCCCCACCUUGUGUGAUGUCUACAGUGAGGUCGUGGCGUAUGUCCAGCUAUCGGAGACGGAACAGCGAGAGCUCGUUCGGAGACGGUUGCCUCUAAUCGUUAAUGUAGAAAGAAAGAUUUUUGCUAUUGGACCGGAUAAUCAGGGAUUCUUGAAGUUGGCACGCUUCUCAUGGAGCGGCUAUCGGGAUGUUCAAAAAUUCGCAGGAGUGGAUGUUGGUCCCCGAAUUCAAACCGCACCUGAGGUGGAGGACGGUUACGGGACUUGUGCUGAUAUCGAUCUGACAAAAUCUAACCGGGAAGUGGAAUCGACAUUGCAGGACUACCGGAACUUUCUGACGGAACUCUUUCAGCCAAGGGAUGGCGGAGACUUGGGGGUGUUGCAUGGUAUUACAGCUAGACCCUUUGCCCAGGUUCGCAGAUGUUGGUAUGCGGACACCGUUUCUACCGACUUCAUCGUCGACUAUCAUCCAGCCUAUGGGAAGAGCCUCUUCCUUGCCACUGGGGGCUCGGACCAUGCUUUUAAGUUUCUCCCAGUAUUGGGGGAGAGAAUCUGCGAGCUGAUCUUGCAGAGUUAUGGCGGUAAAGCGGGACCAAAUGAGUACAUUGAGGACUUGCAACGCCUGUGGAAGUUUCCAGGAGUAGAUAGCCACGCAAAACUGUAG
Molecule: messenger RNA, 1434 nt
Organism: Aspergillus tanneri
Lineage: Eukaryota; Fungi; Ascomycota; Eurotiomycetes; Eurotiales; Aspergillaceae
Gene: fmpA
Product: fructosyl amino acid oxidase fsqB
Exons: 2
Coding region: 1-1434 (477 amino acids)
Molecular function (GO): flavin adenine dinucleotide binding; proline dehydrogenase activity; sarcosine oxidase activity
Source: RefSeq, a predicted model, not a curated record